Molecule: messenger RNA, 3883 nt
Organism: Penaeus vannamei (Pacific white shrimp)
Lineage: Eukaryota; Metazoa; Arthropoda; Malacostraca; Decapoda; Penaeidae
Source: RefSeq, a predicted model, not a curated record
CUCAAGUGCCGGGUGUAGAAGGAACAGAGUGAUACUAAAAAGUUAUAUCUGUUAUGAGAGAAUAACACGGAAUUUUGGCUGGAAGGUGCAACAUGGACCGAACCGCAGCGACUUUGUGUGUUUUUAUUACGUGGGUUGGUGUGGCCACCUGCUUACACCUGCACUCACCUCAACCCUUCUCAGCCGAAGCGGAGUGUCGAUGUCUACCCUCCACCCACCACUGUCGCCUUGAAGUUCUUGCUCUGUCUGUAGUCUCUGCCUAUUCACCUGGAAUCCCAGCUUGCAUGGCUGGCUUCAGGCUCUGUUGCAACCGUGAAUCUCCAGAAUCACCUGCCCAAAACCCUGUCAUUACCGAUGCUAGAGGAAACAUGCUGGUGAAAAUGCCACCCAACUAUAGACACCGUACUCACGUUAAAAAUCCAGGCCAUAAGGUCUUAGAGGACACAACAGUACCAAAGGAGGAGACUGGAGGAGUUCCUGGGACAGCAGAUGAAGGAACACAAGAAGAAACAUCACAAGAUGAACCCAGUGCAGGAGAAGAAGAGAUGGCAAAAAGCAAAGAGGAUGGAAAUUCUAGGACUGGAAUACAUGAUUUGAAGCACUUGUCUAAAAUAGAUAUUGAAGCAGGUUCAGGGGAUGAAAUGGUUUUACCUGGAAAAUCUAUUAAAGUGAAAGAAAAUUUGGGUGCUGAAGACAAGAAAAUAGAAAGUUUAAGUGAUGAAGAUGAGACUCAUAUAAUGUUUCAAAACUUCUUAGACGUUACAGAUAGUAAAAACCUAAUGUUGGAAACUGAAAUUCCGUAUACGGAUUACCCCAAAGUACAAAAUAAUUCUGACAAACAUCACAAUGAUCUCCAGACAAACUCUGCUACUCAAGAUUCUACCGAGAUAAACAAGAUACCACAAGAUUCCCUCGUCACUGGAAUGGUGGAGAAUCUGCUUCACACCAAUAUGAAUCGCAAAGGAAAUCAAAACCAAAUUCAAGGAAGCUCACCUCACAAAGAGCAAAUAGAUGACUCUAUCAGCAAUGAAAGAAUGCUGGGAAAACACAUAGAGGGAGAAACCCAUGCUGGUAUGAAAACAGAACCUAAUAUAGAUAAAGAAGGAAUUACAGUAACUCCCAAUAACAUCAAAGUUUCAUAUCUGGAAGACCCUGUGGAUGCCCACAAGGUUGGAGAAAAGUCUGAUGACAUGGCCAUGGAUGUUGAGGUUUCCCAUAUUGCAGAAAAAGCUCUAGAGGAGUCUCUUGAAAGUGGAAACAGCCACGGGAGUUCUGUUGUUGAGGGCGAGAUUUUAGAAGCUUUCCGGAAUGCAACAAAGGACUCAGAACAUCUUCAAGGCUUGGAUAAACUUCAAGAAUCUUCUGGUGGCGGCAGAGCACAUGAAUAUAAGGAUGAGACAAAGAAAACUGUAGGUGAUUUUCAUGAGGCAAGUAUAAUUUUACAAGAUUCUCAACAUGAGAAUAAGAUAUCGUCUGUUUCUCCGAGUGUUAAUAAAACGCCUGAAGAUUACUCGGGUACUAAAGAGGAUCUUAUGGAGCGCCAUGAAGAACAAAAGAUUGUAGAAAAUAUUGAAGUUUCAAAAACUUUCCAUGAUUCAAAUAAGACAUCACAUGAAUUUCAUGAUCUUGGCAGCAUUCAAGAGGAUUCUCGUGAUGCAAAAUAUCCUCACCCUGAAGAAAUGGCUUUCCAAGAUCCUGAUGCAACUGAGAACAUCUUUGUAAGCUCUGAUAUUCACAAAGAACCUUUUACAGAGGAAAUAAUUAACCCUGAAAUAAUCAGGACUCAGUCUGUAACACCAGGCUUUGAAAUUGAUCAAGCUUCAGAUGAGAGAAUGGGAGGAUUCGUUGAUGGCACUCACAGACAGAAAGGUGACACCAUAUUUGCUUUCACAACACCCUCAUUUCCUGAUACAUUAGAGGCACCUGAAGUAGAUUAUCGCUUCUCUGGCCACACCCCUUCAAUAGACAUGCCUGAAGCUACGUCACCAGCACCUAUUAUUACGCUAGUCGCACCAGAGCUUCACUUUAAUAAAGAUGAUGGUUCAGUUCCACAAAGUGAGAAUGAUGAUAAACAGCAGAAAGACAGUGCUGUACAGGAUGAAGACUUUAGCUCUUCAAGUGCGAGAGACAACCUAGAAAGUUUGACAACUCUAGGAACGGAUGUAAAUACCUUCAGCUCAGAUAGACAGGAGUUCUCUUUCAUCUUACAAGGACCUGAGGAGAAUAAAGCACACAGAACUACUAUAUGUCCUAGCCUUCCAUGUGAUACUCCAGGAAUAAGGACAGUGACAACAAAAACACCACAAGAUUUGUACAUGGAUACAAGUGAUGUGACAGAGACCGCAAACCUUGCACCUGGUAAGGAAGCAGCAUCAACUCCCCCUCCUGUUGUUAUUCCCAAGACCCUUCCUCCCCUGCACUUGAAUUCCGAGGAGGAGCUGAGGGCUUUUUUGCUGUCGCUGGAAACUCUUCCCAAAGCUGGUACUUCUUCAGCUCCUCAGGGGGACGUCCUUCUAGAUGUUAAAGAUCUAAAUCAAGGGAAAAGCACAAGUUACCUGUCUUGGUUGUGGGGGUAAUUUUUUUUUUUGUCUUUGUGAUAAAAUGACCCAGUUUUUAAGAAUGAGAAUCUCUCAUGUUUAAAAAUAUUUAAAUUAUUGUGCAACUUGCAGUAAGUUUGAUGUUAGACAGCAUUGCUUGCCAAUGACAAUUUUUUUUAUUAAUGUACAGUUGACAUUUAUUGUCUUGAUUUUAAUUAUUGUAGGUAUUGUAUAGUGCUAUGUAUGAAAUACACUUAGAAAUAAAAAUCAAAUUUGAACCAUAGACACCACAAUGCUUUAAGCCUGUCCAUGACCAUAGCCCUUAAAUAAGGCCAAUUAUGUUUUCAAAUUUUAACAAGGCAAUUACUGGUCUUUCAUAUUUCAGGAUUUUCAAGGUAGUUUAAAAUUGUUAGCUCCACUCCAUCUUGAUGAAAACACUAUUUGGCAACUAUUGUGCUAAGCCCCACUGCUUUGGAUUUAGUUACUGCAGAUGUAAUUUUUUUCAUUUAUUUUUUUCUUUGUUUUGCUGGGGAAAAAGUCCAUUUCAUUUUUAGGUUCAACUGGCUAAAUUGAAGCUACCCAGUUAGAACUACCUAUGCAUAUUUCUAUUUCAUGUCUCAAAUAGUGGAGCAUCACAGCUGGAAAAGUUACUCCUAAUAUAUGGAUGAACAAAAAAAGAAGAUAAAAAGUAAAUAUAAUACAUGUAUAUUAAAUAUAUCUUAAAAAGGACAAUAAUAGACUGCACACUGACUUUUUGAAAAUUUAGAAUUAUAUUUUGCUGAAGGUGAAUGAGGUAUGGAAUGAGGUAUUCCACUUGGUACCAGAAUUGCAAUUUCACACUCCAUUCAUAAAACAAAAAACGGAGGAGCCUGACUGACUGAACAGCACAAGGGGAGGGGCUACUGGGAGGCAGGAGUACGGCACAGUGGGCAUGGAUAAAUGUUAAUGUUAAUGUUUGAAGCAAAUAAAUGUGCUAGACAUCAAAGGUCAUAUAGCACUAUGAUAAAGUAUUGUGCCAGAAAGGGUAAAGAGGAGCUAAAGAUUAGGAUAAAAUGUAUCAAUGUCAAAGAUUAGAUAACGUUAAGUAUGGUAAUAAAAAGGGAUAGAGGAGAGUAAGUGAAUUAAAGCAGAGAUUAGUAGAAAGGGCAGGGUUAAGGGGGUAGGGCAAUUGAGUGUCACUGUGGAAGGUAUUGGAACAAUGAUCAAGGAAAACAGAUGGCUGUUGGAAAAGUAGGAGAAUAAUCCAGGGACGGGGGCACUGCUAAAGGAAACCUGCCAGGCAAACCCAAAUUUAUUUGUGGUGUCUCAUAUCUAGAGUGAAAAGAAUAUGAUUUGAUGGCUUGAUA